CCGCUCCCCUCUGCCCCCCCAGCUGGUGUCACCUGGGUCUUCCCCCCCACUGGAGGGGGUGCACGGGGUGCUGCAUCAUUGGGGUGGGGGGCUGCGGGCCCCUGGACUCCCCCUGUCAGCUCUGGGGCUGGCUGGGGCUGCAGGCAGGGAGGGGACCGUCCCCACAGCCCCGCUGCAGAAAGGGAAAGGGCCCAUCCUGCUGCCGGGGCACCCCGGGGCGUCAGCCGGCACCUGGGGCAGGGCCAGGUCUCUGCCUGCACCCUGCGUCCUGCUGCCAGCGGAGCGUGGGCGGCCCCGAGACGGGCUGUGGGUGCUUGUGGCCACCUUGAGGUGAUUCCGCCCCUUCUGCUCCGCUUUGGGGAGACCCCACCUGGGAUACUGCCCCCAGCUCCGGGGCACCAACAGCAGAAGGAGACGGAGCUGUUGGAGCAGGGCCGGAGGAGGCCCCGGAGAUGCUGGGAGGGCUGGAGCCCCUCUGCUGUGGGGACAGGCUGAGAGAGCUGGGGGGGUUCAGCCUGGAGAAGAGAAGGCUCCGGGGAGACCUUCCAGCCCCUUCCAGUCCCUAAAGGGGCUCCAGGAAAGCUGGGGAGGGACUCGGGAUCAGGGAGUGUAAUGAUAGGGCAUGAGGUAACAGUUUGAAACUGAAAGAGGGGAGAUUGAGAUGGGAUCUGGGGAAGAAAUUCUUUGCUGUGAGGGCGGUGAGCCCCUGGCCCAGGUUGCCCAGAGAAGCUGUGGCUGCCCCAUCCCUGGAGGGGUUCAAGGCCAGGUUGGACGGGGCUUGGAGCAACCUGGGCUGGUGGGAGUUGUCCCUGCCCAGGGCAGGGGGUGGCACUGGCUGGGCUUUAAGGUCCCUUCCAAUUCGAACCAUUCUGUGAUUCUAUGAUUUCUCCAGGAGCCACAUUUGCCACACAUCCCGAGGGACCGCAGAGGCUCAGCUCCUGCCGUGGGUCCAGAUGCCACGUGCCAGCGUGACUGACAUCCAGCGCCGGCCUCAGCGUCGCCCCUGGGGCCGCCCAAGGCCAGGGCUGCCCGGGUGUUAAUCAUUGCCGAGAGCAGCCGGGCCGACGCAGGUGCGAAAAGCUGUGCCGUUCCCAGGGCUCGUUUCCUUUCAUCGGCCGCGUCCCCCAAGCACUGAAACACUGAGAGCAGGGCGCGAUGGUGGCCCACGGGAUGGGGACAUCGGUGGGCUCUGGAGCAUGGAGUGAGGGCGGCGGGAUGCUCUCAGGGGGAUGGGUGCUAGAAGCUCACUCCCGCCACGCUUUGAGCUUUCUCGAGUCCGUGACCAUAAUGUGCGAGCAAUGGUGGGUCUGGGGGUGGGCGCUUUCCCACGGAGCCAUGGCACCGGCUCUCGCUUUGCCCGUGGAUCCAUCAUGAGGGAGGGCACCUUGGAGAACCCCAGCCCCACGGCUCCCUGCAGCCCGGGGGGAAGGAGAGGAGGGAGGACUGGAAAUCCCCGGCGGGGGACGCGCAGGAGCGCCGUUACUUCGCGUUCACUCGGGCCAAAGGAGCUGCCGAAGGGCAGGUUGACAUCGCCGGCGUGGGACGAUCACCGAGGUCCCCGCGGUGGCACUGCCUGGCAGCGGGGACAUCGCCGUUUUCCUGCCCGGGGCAAGGCGUCGCGGCGCUGCCCCAAUGCCACGAGUUGGGGUGUGAUAGGAGCAGCCACAUCAGCUGAUGGAGACGGCGGCUAUAAAGCUGGCGCCGGCCCCGUGGCGGAGGCAUGAGCGAGCCCACCAUGGCCACCACGCUGGUCCCCUGCCUGCUCCUGGCCCUGCUGGUGCUGGCCCCAGCCCUGCCCGCCCCGGACAAGCGGGGGCUCAUUCUCAACUUGGACAUCGGGGAGCUGUGCCUGCAGAGCGCCCAGUGCAAGAGCGGCUGCUGCCACCGCGGCAGCGGCCUGAGCCUGGCCCGAUGCGCGCCGAAGGCGGCCGAGUUCCAGGAGUGCUCCCCGAAGAGCCUCUACGGCGUCUACUACAAGUGUCCCUGCGAGAGCGGCUUGACCUGCGACGCUGAUAAGACCAUCGUGGGCUCCAUCACCAACAGCGACUUCGGCAUCUGCAAGGACCCCCGGAACGAGUAGUGGUGAAGGAAGAGACCCCCCCAGUGCCCCCCCCAUACCGCCC
Chroicocephalus ridibundus (black-headed gull) is the source of this 2123-nucleotide messenger RNA. RefSeq names its product colipase (gene CLPS). Lineage: Eukaryota; Metazoa; Chordata; Aves; Charadriiformes; Laridae. The coding region runs from base 1721 to 2080 and encodes 119 amino acids. Gene Ontology annotation, molecular function: lipase binding; enzyme activator activity. Gene Ontology annotation, cellular component: extracellular region. Gene Ontology annotation, biological process: digestion; positive regulation of catalytic activity; lipid catabolic process. The record is from RefSeq and is a predicted model, not a curated record. The transcript is spliced from 3 exons.